CGUUUGUGAUUUGACAGAAACUGAGUCGUGAUCAUCCGGUCGAGUCGUGGGUGGUUAGCCUUCCCUAUUUACCUUCUCCCCUCGCUGAAAGCCUCCGUGGUGCCAGCUUCCUGAGUGGCUACACCGACCUCCUUUUCCUCGCCCUUUUUUUUCUGGGUAACUCUGUCGUUUAUUCGUCUACGUGUACGUGUGUGUGUGUGUGUGAGAGGGAGAGAGAAACCCGGCGUGGAUAUCGAGGGAUAUCCCUCCUGGUUUGGAAGAGGAGAGCGAGCGUCGUUUUUUUUUUUUUUUUUUCCAGGCUAAGCUAACAGCGGAGGGUGGGGGUGGACCGCUGCAUCUCGGCCCUCGGGGGAAGAAGAAGAAGAAGAAAUCUAACAAAUACCGUCUCCGGAGUAAUGUUAUGUUGUGGAGCAAUGAAAAACGAAGGACGCGUAUCUAAUAAAGGGGAGCUUCUCGGAGAGGGGGAAGUGUCAGUGGAGGAGUAUCGAGUGAACGGCCAAUAAAGAGGUGGCGAAAAGUAGUUGAGCGAAGCUACGUCGGCUACAGCUACGUCGAUCGAGGAAGUUGACUUAGCCUCUCUGCUAACUCGAGGGCAAAUAUAUCACUGGACCAUGGGUCGACUCAAACCACUCAGUUGUUAAACGAGGGAAAGAUUCACUAAACCCGCUUUUGGUGCCAAAAAAAAAAAAAAAACUUGAAAUAGAAAGUGUUUCAUUUCUGUUUUAACCGAAAGCGUUGGCCAAUUCGUUUAACCGGAAAGUCGGAGCUGGUUGUAAACAAAGGGUCCCGAGCUCCACCUGUCCACGUUACACCCCCGACGGACUCUCUGUUUCACCGACACAUUUCUGUGUGUGUUUUUUGUGUAUUUUAUUUUUUUAUUCACCCGUGGACACUAAGUCUCAGUUAUGGAUUUAAAGACGGCGGUGUUUAACGCGGCCAGGGACGGCAAACUCCGGCUGCUUCAAAAACUGCUGGAGAACAAAGAUGGACGCGAGGUGACUAAAUUAAUGGGAGAGAAGACGAAUGGGGCCACCCCGCUUCUCAUGGCCUCCCGGUACGGGCACCUGGACCUGGUGGAGUACCUGCUGGAGUGCUGCUGCGCCCCCGUGGAGGUGGGGGGCUCGGUGAACUUUGACGGGGAGACCAUCGAGGGGGCCCCCCCUCUGUGGGCAGCCUCCGCGGCGGGUCACCUGAAGGUGGUCCAGUCCCUCCUGGGUCACGGGGCUUCUGUCAACAGCACCACCCUCACAAACUCAACGCCCCUGCGGGCGGCCUGCUUCGACGGCCACCUGGACAUCGUGAAAUACCUGGUGGAGCACAAAGCUGACCUGGAGGUGGCCAACAGACACGGCCACACGUGUCUCAUGAUUUCCUGCUACAAGGGGCACAAGGAGAUAGCUCAGUACCUGCUGGAGAAAGGUGCCGAUGUCAACAGGAAAAGUGUAAAAGGCAACACAGCACUUCACGACUGCGCAGAGUCCGGCAGCCUAGAGAUCAUGCGCAUGUUGUUGCAAUAUGGAGCGUCCAUGGAGCAGGACGGCUACGGCAUGACGCCGCUCCUCUCUGCCAGCGUAACGGGUCACACCAACAUCGUAGACUACCUGACGUCACAUCAGCAGACAAGGAGCAGUGAACGCAUUGAUGCUCUGGAGCUUUUGGGUGCUACAUUUGUAGAUAAGAAGAGAGAUCUGCUUGGUGCUUUAAAAUACUGGAAAAGAGCCAUGGACCUCAGGUACACGGACAGCAACAACAUUGCCCAUAAACCAGAGCCCAAGCAGCUGGUCAUGGCGUACGACUACGCCAGGGAGGUGACAAACGGGGAGGAGCUCGACGGUCUGAUUUCUGACCCGGACGAAAUGCGCAUGCAGGCUCUGCUCAUCCGUGAGAGGAUCCUCGGCCCGCAGCACCCCGACACGUCCUACUACAUCCGCUACCGAGGUGCGGUCUACGCCGACUCUGGGAACUUCGAGCGCUGCAUCAAUCUGUGGAAGUACGCGCUGGACAUGCAGCAGAGCAACCUGGACCCCCUCAGCCCCAUGACGGCCUCCAGCCUGCUGUCGUUCGCCGAGCUCUUCUCCUUCAUGCUGCAGGACAGGGCCAAGGGACUCUUGGGGACGUCCGUGUCGUUCGAGGACUUGAUGGGAAUACUUUCCAAGAGCGUGCUGGAGAUCGAUCGAGCGGUUAAACAAAACGGACCAAUACCUCCCGACCCGGCCCAGCUCAGCAAGGCCCUCUCAAUUAUCCUGCACCUCAUUUGUCUGUUAGAGAAGGUGCCAUGCACCGCGGAGCAGGACCACUUCAAGAAGGAAACCAUCUAUAGGUUCCUGAAGCUCCAGCCAUGUGGUAAAAACGGCUACAGUCCCCUGCACCUGGCAGUCGACCGCAACACCACCUGUGUGGGACGCUACCCCGUCUGCAAGUUCCCCUCCCUCACGGUCGCCUCCAUCCUCCUCGAGUGUGGGGCUGAUGUUAACAGCCGAGAUGAAGAUGACAACAGCCCACUCCACAUAGCGGCGUCCAACGGUCACCCCGACAUCAUGAACCUGCUGAUUUCCUGCGGGACCCACUUCGACAGCACCAACGCCUUCCAGCAAACAGCCUGCGACCUCCUGGACGAGAAGGAGCUGGCCAGGAAUGUCAUCCAGCCCAUUAACCACACCACGCUGCAGUGCCUAGCCGCCCGGGCUAUCAUCAAACACAGCCUCGACUACAGGGGGAACAUUCCCGAGAAGCUGGAGGCCUUCGUCUUACUCCACAGAUAAUGAUCGUGAAGGAGCAGGGCGGUCGUGACAGGGAGGUGGGGGUCGAUUAUAAAUGGACUGAACGGACUGAGGAGUAUCGCAGUUCAACACCUGACCCACGAGGUGUUUGAGAAGCAGGAAAAAAAAACAAACAAACAAUUGUGUGGGUUAGGUUUGCAAAUUCAAACUAUUUGGAGAGUAUCAACUUCAUGUGCACAGACUUGUCCUCGUUUAACCAGGAUCAACUAAAAGAAGAAAAUGGUCGGAUUAAACGGAGGAACGAGUGACCGUAAUUCUCCUCCUGUGUCUCAGAGCCGCAGACCUGACCGGUCAAAGCCCGUCCGGUCUGUGGGGACGCAUUUGGAGGGGGACUGUAACAUGGACAGACUCAAAAGUUGAAUCUCUGGAUGACCUGAGCAAAAGGGUUUACUACGUAUUUCUGCUUGAGAAUCUUUUUUGUUUUUCCUUUUUUCUUUUUUUUUCUUUUUUUUUUUUUUUUUUUUUUUUGCAUAUUCCACAAUGCUAUUUAUUGGAUGAAACUUGAGAGAUUUUUCUCCAUGCUGGCUCCAACCCAGUCUCAACAUUGCCUGCUUCUCUCUUCUCAAAGCAAGAGAGGAGGCAUUUCUACAUAUGCUGGGACUUCAGGUUAUUCAUUUUUUUUUUUUUUUUUUUGUCCCUUCACUGUUGCCAACAGUCAUGGACCCUUCCUCAGUCAUCCUUAGGUUGUUGUUUUUUUUUGUUUGUUUUCUUUUGUACUUUUACAAUACAUGUAGAUUUUGUCAUGCAAAUCUGGACAUCUGCCAAGUGGUAUAGGAUUCUUGAUUCAUUUGUUCCCACUUUAGUGUAUAACAAAGCUUUACAAGAAGGGUAACACCGUAAGUGCUUUAUUCUUCCUAUGCACAGGCUAGGCUGUUGGAAAGAGAGACUGUUGUAUUCUGUGCCGGCACUUGUCUGUGCAAUAUCUCUCAUGAGUUUUUGUGUUUACCUCAUUGCUGCCGUUUCCUUCAGUAUCCACCUGCUUCAAUCAAAGAGCAGGGUGCAGAACCAUUGUGCUCAUUGUUGGAAGAAGAAGAAUGAAUGAAUGAAUGAAUAUGAGUGAUUCGUUUAAGUUUUUUUUGUAUACAUGAACGUGUGAGUGUGUGUGUGUGUGUUUGUGUGUGUGUGUGUGUGUGUGUGCGCGUGCGCGAGCCACACAGAGUGUUUCUUGAGUGUUAAUGGAGCUCGCACACUGGUGAAGCGGCACUCGAAGCGAUUCCAUACCGCACAUGACCACCACUAGAAACCACGGCGGCCGAACCGGCUACAGCCGCUGGAGAGUGCAGGCUUGUACACAGAAGUGACCUCUUUAACAUGUGGCCGACCUUUAAAUGCCAUCAUUUUUUUUUUGUUUGUUUUUUUUAAGUUAAUAAUCCAGAUCAAAAAAAAAAAAAAGAGUACAUCACUGGCUCACUGUGCAUGUGCAGCAGCAUAUCAACCAACCGAGUAAAACUGAAGACUUUUCAUAAGAGUUCAUGACGACUAAACUGCAACCCAAUUAUUUUUAUCUUUUUUUUUUUUUUCCCAAAAACACUGCAUAAAACGUGAAGACGGAAUGCUAAACCGCAUGUUUAAUUGAAACUAGUAAAGAGGGAACGUGCUGAAAUGGAUUUUGUGUGAGAGGCAUUUGCUCGUUUUGAAUUUGAGAAAAGCUCCGUAGUGGCCGGUGCCGUCUCGCAACAACGGCUCGGUAACGUGGCUGGUUAUGAAAAGUGUCACUGAAUUAAAAUGGAGAUGGGUUUACCACUCUGUACAAGGCUACAUGGGCAAAAAGUUAAAAAAGAAAAUGCAGAGAAUUUGGCAUUUCAUCACGUACAGUAGAUGAUCUUAAAGUAUUCUAGAGAGAAACCAUUUUUGGAAGAAAUGAGGUCAAAAACCAAUAAUGAAUGGUCGUAGUCUUCGUAGAAGUCACUGCAUUGGGCUCAGGAACACUUUCUGUAAACAACGUUAAAAACUCUACCAAGCUAUGAAGGAAAAAAUGAAAACCAGGUUUCUGGAUGACUCCAAACAAGUCCGUCCUGCAGUCUCGACCCGUCGCUCACCGAAAAACAGUUGGCACAUUAUGCAACUAAAAAUAUGACAAAGGAGCCCCUGAACCCGUGAGCGGCCGAGAUCCUGUAUCAAAGAAGCCUGGAAAAACAUUCAGGCUUUCAAGCCGUCAUCCACCGGCCUCCUCAAACACUUACACUGUGUUCUUAAGAGAAGAGGUGACGCAACAGAGCGGUAAACAAGCUUAUUAAAAACGUGUUGCUGGGGUCAAAUUCAAAAUGAGCAGAUGAUUUUUUUCACGUAGUUUCUGUUUCAGCCUUUUGGUGAUUCGCCUUUGUACUAUUUUCAAUAAAAAUGUAGGGGUUUGAAUGAUCACUGCGUUCUUACUUCAUUUACAUUUAUCACGAACCGGUUCGUACUGUUGACUACAGCUAGGAUCGUCAUUUUUGUAUGAGAGGUGACGCGUGAGUGGGAGGACGACAGAGUAGUACAGCUUUGUGAAUUAUCUUGUUUGCACAUUAGCUUCAGACGUGUGGGUUUAUUUAAGAGAAAAACAAAAAAAUAAAAAAGGGCUUUUCACAUUUUGUAGGAUUUCAUAUUUCAGUCUAUUUAACCUGACGGCUCAAACAAAAAAAAACAAAAAAAAAAAAAUCAGACAUCGAAAAAUGUAUGAGGACUCCCAGGGCAACUUGAUUUGAAUCUGCACUUUACUACAGCGGAGUUAAAGAUUUGUUAUGGCAUUAAUCAAGUUCAUGUCUUAAUAACCAGUUUGACAAUAAACCCAUGUUGCACUUG
Molecule: messenger RNA, 5561 nt
Organism: Mugil cephalus (flathead mullet)
Lineage: Eukaryota; Metazoa; Chordata; Actinopteri; Mugiliformes; Mugilidae
Gene: fem1c
Product: fem-1 homolog c
Exons: 6
Coding region: 906-2762 (618 amino acids)
Molecular function (GO): protein binding
Source: RefSeq, a predicted model, not a curated record